ACUAACAACCAAAACAAGAAGAAAGAACUAACAACAAUCAUGGCGUAUGAACAAGAAAGCCAUCAUCACCCCAAGGUUCAAUUCCCGUUAGACCCGGAUUCCUACAAGAUCAUCGACGAAAUCGGCGUCGGUGUCAGCGCCGUAGUUUACAAAGCCGAAUGCAUUCCCUUGAAUUCCACCGUCGUAGCCAUCAAAGCCAUCGAUCUCGAUCAGUUUAAGGUCGAUUUUGACAAAAUCCGACGUGAAACCAAGACCAUGUCGUUACUUUCUCACCCCAACAUCCUCAACGCUCAUUGUUCCUUCACCGUCGGCCGCCGUCUCUGGGUGGUGAUGCCCUUUAUGUCCGGCGGUUCGCUACAGUCGAUUAUAUCGUCUUGUUUUCCCGACGGCUUAUCCGAGCAAUGCAUCGCCGUUGUCCUCAAAGAAACCCUCAAUGCAUUAUCGUAUCUUCACAACCAAGGUCAUUUACAUAGAGAUAUCAAAGCUGGCAACAUCUUGAUGGACUCGAACGGGUGCGUUAAGCUCGCAGAUUUUGGGGUUUCAGCUUCUAUUUAUGAGUCGAAUUCGGGUUACGGAUCCGGUUCUUCGACGUCAUCAUCGUCGAUGAUGCUCAGCGACAUGACUGGAACCCCGUAUUGGAUGGCCCCGGAGGUGAUUCACUCGCAUACAGGGUAUAGUUACAAGGCCGAUAUAUGGUCUUUCGGUAUAACCGCGCUUGAAUUAGCCCAUGGGAGGCCACCUCUGUCCCAUUUACCUCCUUGGAAAUCCUUGAUCAUGAAGAUCACCAAGCGUUUUCGGUUUUCGGAUUAUGAAAACAGCAGCGACAAGCACAAGAAAAUCUCAAAAGCAUUCAAGGACAUGGUCGCCGCUUGUCUCGAUCAAGAUCCGUCGAAGCGACCUUCGACGGAUAAGCUUCUGAGACACCCUUUCUUCAAGAGUUGUAAAGGGAACGAGUUUCUCGUGAAGCAUGUGUUGCAUGGAUUGCCUAGCGUUGAAGAAAGGUUUAGGGUUAGCAAGAUUCAUAACAAGGCUAACAUUGAUGAUGACAUUGAAGAAGAAUCAGGGUCUGAGCUUGUUAAACACAGGAGGAUUAGUGGGUGGAAUUUCAACGAAGACGUGUUCCAGCUUGACCCGGUGUUCCCGGGCGAGUCGUCGGUCGAUGACUCUGUCGUGAAACAGGUUCGUUUUGGCGGUGAAACCAUUAUUUCGGAAAGGGUAGUAUCCGAGUCGAGUAGCUUGAAUUUGAACUCACCGGAGGGGCAAUCGAGCUUGGUUAGUACACCGCCAAGCGAAGAACAACAACAAUCCGAUAACACCGUCAAUGCGGAAACGAUGGUGGGGGGACUAAUGACAUUGAAGAAGAGCUUGGAUGAUCAAAGGCAAAAGGUGACUGAUUUGAUCAACUUGUUUGGGGGUGAAGUGAUCAACAAAGAAGAUCAAACUAUGCAAUUGAUCGAGAAACUGAGGCUGGAACUGGAAGCUGAAAGGCAAAAGAACUUUGAAUUGGAGAUGGAACUGGAGUUCCUCAAGUUUCAGGUUUCUGGUGCAUCAAACACAGAUGACAAUGAUUGAACAACUUUGGACAAAUUAGUACAUUUGCUCUAAAAUUUUCAAUCUAGUUUUAGUGUUGUUGUUUUUCUUGAUUACUUGGAACCUGUUCUUUGUCUGGUUUUAGUGUAUCGCAUAUCAUGUAUGAAGUUGGAAUUGAGAGAUUGUGGGAUG
Hibiscus syriacus is the source of this 1722-nucleotide messenger RNA. Its product is annotated as serine/threonine-protein kinase BLUS1-like. Gene Ontology annotation, biological process: protein phosphorylation. Gene Ontology annotation, molecular function: protein kinase activity; protein serine/threonine kinase activator activity; ATP binding. The record is from RefSeq and is a predicted model, not a curated record. The coding region runs from base 40 to 1572 and encodes 510 amino acids. NCBI's taxonomy places the organism in Eukaryota, Viridiplantae, Streptophyta, Magnoliopsida, Malvales, Malvaceae. The transcript has a single exon.